GGAGCAGCCUGGCUGAGGCAGAGACUGCUCACCUCUGCUUCUGGGUGCUGUGGGGGUGUUAGGUGUGUUUCGAUGUUGCUGUGUCAGACGUCCUCAGAUCAGAAAGCCCAGGGAAUGGAGGCUGCAGUCCCUCAGGACGACACGCUGGCUUAAGAGGAGCCACUUUCUAUGGACAAUGAGCCUGUGUACACCUUCCCUGUGGCUCCCCUGGUCACACUGGCUCCACGUCCAUGAGCCCAUCAGCAGCCCUGUCCACAGGGAAGCCCAUGGACAGCCACCCCAGCUACACGGACACCCCAGUGAGCACUCCACGGACUCUGAGUGCAGUGGGGACCCCCCUCAAUGCCCUGGGUUCUCCAUACCGAGUCAUCACUUCUGCCAUGGGCCCACCCUCGGGAGCACUGGCAGCCCCUCCAGGAAUCAAUUUGGUCGCCCCACCCAGCUCUCAGCUAAAUGUGGUCAACAGCAUCAGCAGUUCAGAGGACAUCAAACCCUUACCAGGGCUUCCUGGGAUUGGAAACAUGAACUACCCGUCCACCAGUCCUGGAUCUCUGGUUAAACACAUCUGUGCCAUUUGUGGCGACAGAUCCUCAGGAAAGCACUAUGGAGUGUACAGCUGUGAAGGCUGCAAAGGCUUCUUCAAGAGAACCAUAAGGAAAGACCUCAUCUACACAUGCCGGGAUAAUAAAGACUGCCUCAUUGACAAGCGUCAGCGCAACCGCUGCCAGUACUGUCGCUAUCAGAAGUGCCUUGUCAUGGGCAUGAAGAGGGAAGCUGUGCAAGAAGAAAGGCAGAGGAGCCGGGAGCGAGCUGAGAGCGAGGCGGAAUGUGCCAGCAGUGGCCAUGAAGACAUGCCUGUGGAGAGGAUUCUGGAAGCUGAACUCGCUGUUGAACCAAAGACUGAAUCCUAUGGUGACAUGAACAUGGAAAAUUCGACAAACGACCCUGUCACCAACAUAUGCCACGCUGCUGAUAAGCAGCUCUUCACCCUCGUUGAAUGGGCCAAGCGUAUUCCCCACUUCUCUGACCUCACCUUAGAGGAUCAGGUCAUUUUGCUCCGGGCAGGCUGGAAUGAAUUGCUGAUUGCCUCUUUCUCCCACCGCUCGGUUUCUGUGCAGGAUGGCAUCCUUCUGGCCACGGGUCUACACGUCCACCGGAGCAGUGCCCACAGUGCUGGGGUCGGCUCCAUCUUUGACAGAGUUCUAACUGAGCUGGUUUCCAAAAUGAAAGACAUGCAGAUGGAUAAGUCGGAGCUGGGGUGCCUGCGAGCCAUUGUGCUGUUUAACCCAGAUGCUAAGGGUCUGUCCAACCCCUCUGAGGUGGAGACUCUGCGAGAGAAAGUUUAUGCCACGCUGGAGGCCUAUACCAAGCAGAAGUAUCCGGAACAACCAGGCAGGUUUGCCAAGCUGCUGCUGCGCCUCCCAGCCCUGCGCUCCAUUGGCUUGAAGUGCCUGGAGCACCUCUUCUUCUUCAAGCUCAUUGGGGACACCCCCAUCGACACCUUUCUGAUGGAGAUGCUGGAGACUCCCCUGCAGAUCACCUGAGCCCCACCAGCCACAGCCUGCCCACCCAGUAUCACUCCUCCUCCCGGCCUGACCCCCUUCCUGCUCCCCACAUGUGAUGCUUAUAAUAAAGAAAACCUUUCUACGCAUGAGAAUUUUAUAGGUGGAGUUUUGUAUGGAUGUUAAAGGUAACCCUUCUUUGCUGUUUAAGGGGCUGGGGGUGGGGGUCUUUAUGGAAGUUCUUGGAAAAGCUCACCAAGCAUCUGUACAUAGCAUUGGUUUAAAUUAUUUUUUCACUUGUCAUGGAAAGCAAACAAAGAAACAAUAAAUAUGAUACUGGCACUGUG
This is a messenger RNA of Lepus europaeus (European hare), 1849 nucleotides long. It is a transcript of the gene RXRG, whose product is annotated as retinoid X receptor gamma. The transcript is spliced from 11 exons. NCBI's taxonomy places the organism in Eukaryota, Metazoa, Chordata, Mammalia, Lagomorpha, Leporidae. Bases 231 to 1544 code for a protein of 437 amino acids. Gene Ontology annotation, cellular component: nucleus; RNA polymerase II transcription regulator complex. The record is from RefSeq and is a predicted model, not a curated record. Gene Ontology annotation, molecular function: nuclear steroid receptor activity; retinoic acid-responsive element binding; nuclear receptor activity. Gene Ontology annotation, biological process: retinoic acid receptor signaling pathway; positive regulation of transcription by RNA polymerase II; response to retinoic acid.